Molecule: messenger RNA, 8076 nt
Organism: Peromyscus leucopus (white-footed mouse)
Lineage: Eukaryota; Metazoa; Chordata; Mammalia; Rodentia; Cricetidae
Gene: Nynrin
Product: NYN domain and retroviral integrase containing
Exons: 9
Coding region: 122-6241 (2039 amino acids)
Biological process (GO): DNA integration
Cellular component (GO): nucleus; cytoplasmic ribonucleoprotein granule
Molecular function (GO): mRNA binding; RNA-DNA hybrid ribonuclease activity
Source: RefSeq, a predicted model, not a curated record
CCGGUCCCACCCCCAGCUACAACGCCGAGCAGGAAGGGCUUGUCUCCUGAGCAGCGGCGGAAAGGGACGACUGAGCUGGGAAGGCGGGCGCGGAGCGCUGGCGGGGGCAGGAGGGGCAGCCAUGCUCUUGUCUGGGGGUAGACCCCCGGCGCAGGAAUGGUUCAUGGUGCAGUCAGAAUCAAAGGCUCGGGUACACCGGCAGCGGCUCCAGGUCCAGCGCAUCUUCAGGGUCAAGGUGAAUGCCUUCCAGAGCCGCCCCGACACCCCCUACUUCUGGCUGCGGCUGGAGGGGCCUCCGGAGAAUACCGGCAAAGCCAAGGAAUAUCUGAAGGGUCUGUGCAGGCCAGAGCUGUGGAAGGAGGUCCGCUAUCCACCGGUCCUGCACUGUGCCUUCCUUGGGGCACAAGGCUUGUUCCUGGACUGCCUCUGCUGGAGUACUCUGGCUUACCUGGUGCCUGGUCCCCGUGGCUCCCUGAUGGUGGGUGGGCUGACUGAGUCUGUCACCAUGACACAGAACUGGCUGGAGGAGCUGGUGGCCCGGCUGUGCUGGGGGUCUGUCCCUAUGGUCACCCCCCGGGGGGAUUGGGAGACAGAGGUGACCCGGGCCUUUGGGGCCCUGGUGUGGAUCUGUGGUGACAAGUAUGCCGGAGACCUGCUGCAGCUUCCCCCCACAGUCCAGGAGCUGCUCCUCCGCCUGGUCCGAGAUGCCGCUGGCAAGGAAGACAUCAUCGAGUGGCUGGGCCGCUCUGGCAUCUCCAGUACCUGCUCCAUCCCAGAGGUGCUGAUCUCCCCUGCCCAGCAGCAGAAGGAAGGCUCAUCCCUGGGGACCAUAGGAGAGAGCCCUGAACCCUUCCUAGAGAUAGGAACCUUCGAUCAGGCUUCAGAAAAUUCAAAGAGGUUAACUAGUGUGGGAGCAGCUGGAUCCCUGAUGCCAGCCCGGAGCACUGAGCUGGAGACAGAAUGCCAGCUAGUACAGAUCCGUUCCAACAAGCAAGGUGAGGUGAACCGUGCUCAAGAGGAAGGGCCCAUUGUGCAGGCCAUCAGCAGCCAGGACUCCACAAAUCCCACACAAGCCCUCUUGCCGCGAAGGCAGGUACAGAGGAUGGAAGAUAGAAGAAUCUCAUUGCAGUCACCCGUGUCGGCUUUGAGUGUGUGUCCAUCCUGGAAGUCCCGGGCCCCGAGGCCAGCCUUUGGGCUGUUGUGGCCAGGGACCAUUGCAGCGACUUUCAGGAAGAUCAAUGAGCUACAUUCCCUUCACCUGGCCUGGCUCCUAUCCCAGGCUUGCUUCAGUUUGCCGUUCUGGCAGAGAUCCAUGGGCCCCAUUCAGCUGAGGCUGCCAGGACCGAGUCCUCUGCCCUUACACCUGGAGUGGAAACCGAAAGAGCUGACUCCUCUUCCCAGUAUAGAAAACCAGCCUUGUGGAGAAGAUGGGGAGCUAGAAAGGGAGACAGCCCUAGAGCAUAACCCGAGGCCAGAGGACCCCCCAGAAGCCGUCUGUUUAUCGGUGGUGCCAGUGGAUUGUGCCAUCAAAGAGGCUGUUAGCUCAGGACUUCCACAAGCAGGGCCAUCCUUGACAUCUAAACCCCAGGAUGCAGUCGAGCAGGAAGAUGAAAGAAGUGCGCCGUCGGAUUGCAGAGGCCUAGAGAAGUUGUCCUCGUCUGCACUGCCCAACGAGCAGAGGGGACCCGCAGCUCAAGAGAGGCCAGUGGCUCUAGCGGGGAUGACAGGCCAGUCAGCACCCAAAGCUCCAACCGUGUCUGAAACUCUUGAAAUGCCCGUGGCUACAGCAGUGUCCAAAGCUGAACACCCACCCGCUGCCGAGGAAGGGCUGCCUGCUGCUCCCAAAGGGCUUCCAGCCCUAAAGAAGUCAGCAGUGUACGCGGAGCCUCCAGCUCCCACAGUGCCUCCAGCGCCACCAACAUCAGCAGUUCCUGUGGCACCCACAGCCCAAAAACCAACGGAGGGUCAGCCAGCAGCUCCCGUGGCACCCACAGCCCAACAUGCAGCAGCGGAUCAACCAGCAGCUCCCAUGGCACUCACAGCCCAACAUGCAGCAGCGGAUCAUCCAGCAGCUCCUGCGGCACCCACAGCCCAAAAAGCAGUGGUGGGUCAACCAGCAGCUCCCGUGGCACUCACAGCCCAACAUGCAGCAGCGGAUCAACCAGCUGCUCCCGCGGCACCCACAGCCCAAAAAGCAGCGGCGGUGGGUCAUCCAGCAGCUCCUGUGGCACCCACAGCCCAAAAACCAACGGAGGGUCAACCAGCAGCUCCCGUGGCACUCACAGCCCAAAAAGCAGCAGCGGCGGCGGCGGCGGCGGCGGCGGCGGCGGUGGCAGCGGUGGCAGCGGCGGCGGCGGCGGCGGCGGGUCAACCAGCAACUCCUGCGGCACCCACAACUCCCCAGACUCCUACAGCUCAGAACAUGCCUGCAGUCAAAACCCCUGCAGGUCCCCAAAUCCCCAAAGUUCAAACUGGAAAUGCUGCUAAAGCAGGUUCUGCGACUCCCAACACACCCUCGACCACCAAAGCACCCGGAGCUUCUAAAGCCUCGGGAGCAUCUAAAAAGUCUGCAGCCCAGACGGGGUCCACAGUUGCAGGACCGGCCUCGGAUGCAGCCAAACUCCUGAGUGAGGCCCAGGCUUCAAAGAGUAGAGCUGCCACGCCGCCGCCGCCGAAGGGCCAGGGAAAGGCUGGAAGGCAGGCGCUGCAGGACAGUAGCCCCGUGGCCUCCGGAAAUAAACAUCAGUUCCUGAAGGAAGGAAUUCUUGGGGCUUGGGAGGAAGCCCAGAGGCAGUCACCUCACCACCCACAGGCCAGCAGCACAGUGACCAGCUUCCAGAGGUACCACGAGGCCUUGGACACACCCUUCGAGUUGAACUUGUCCAGCGAGCCUGGGAAUCCGGGGCUGCGGAGAGUGGUCAUCGAUGGCAGCAGCGUGGCCAUGGUGCACGGCCUCCAGCACUUCUUCUCUUGUCGGGGCAUCGCCAUGGCGGUGCAGUAUUUCUGGAAUCGAGGACACCGAGAGGUCACCGUGUUUGUGCCCACCUGGCAGCUGAAGAAGACCCGGAGGGUGAGAGAGAGCCACUUUCUGACGCAGCUCCACGCACUCAAGAUGCUUUCAAUCACUCCCUCCCAGCUGGAAAAUGGCAAGAAGAUCACCACCUAUGAUUACAGGUUCAUGGUAAAGCUGGCAGAGGAGACAGACGGAAUCAUCCUCACUAACGAGCAGAUUCACAUCCUAAUGAAUAAUUCCAAGAAAGUGAUGAUCAGAGAUCGCCUGCUGCCGUUCACCUUUGCGGGGAAUCUCUUCAUGGUACCAGAUGACCCCCUGGGCCGUGAUGGCCCCACCUUGGAUGAAUUUCUGAAGAAGCCGAACAGGUUGGACAUGGACAUCGGCAACUUCUUGAAGGUGUGGAAGACCCUUCCUCCCAGCUCAGCCAGUAUCUCAGAGCUGAGUGAUGAUGCUGAUCCUGAGCCGUUGGUGGCUCCACAGAAUGGGGAAGCCGUCAGGGAGAAGAGGGAGGAAAGCCUGGACGAGGAGCUGAUGGAGGAGCCAGAACUAUCAAAGCCUGAGGAGCAAGAUGACCACGGCUCUUCCCUGGGGUCGGCGUUUGGAGUCGAAUGCCUUGCCUUUCCUGAGGAAAUCCUCCGGUGUCUCAGCCUGCAUGACCCCUCUAAGGGGGCUUUAGACAUUGACCUUCUGCCAGUGGUAUCCUCCCCCUACCUGGAUGUCCCCUGGGAUGGAAAGGCUCCCUCUCAACAAGUUCUCGCCCAGCUUGCUCAGCUCACCAUCCCUAGCAACUUCACCGCCCUGUCUUUUUUUAUGGGCUUUAUGGAUUCCCACCGGGAUGCGAUUCCUGACUAUGAAGCCCUCGUGGGUCCCCUGCACAGCCUCUUCAAGCAGAAGCCAGACUGGCAGUGGAACCAGGAGCACGAGAAGGCCUUCCUGGCCCUGAAACGGGCCUUAGUGUCCGCCCUCUGCCUGUCAACCCCCAACUCCCAUCUGCCCUUCUACCUGGAAGUGACCGUCAGCCAGGUGUCACUGACGGCCAUCCUGCAGCAGGAACACUCUGGAAGGAAGCACUCCAUCGCCUAUACUUCGAAACCUCUCCUCCCCGAUGAGGACAGUGAGGGUCCUCAGUCAGGCGGGGACAGCCCCUAUGCUGUGGCUUGGGCCCUCAAACACUUCUCCCAGUGCAUUGGAGACAACCCAGUGGUUCUGCGUCUUUCCUAUGCCGCCCGGACCACGGCGGACAAUGAGGCGUGGGAAAGCCGUCGGGUUUCCAAAGCCUGGUUGAUUCGAUGGUCUCUCUUGGUGCAGGACAAAGGCAAGCGGGAAUUGGAACUGGCCCUUCUCCAGGGCCUGCUGGGGGAAAACCAGCUGCUGACACCGGCUGCCUCGAUGCCUCGUGUUUUCCAGCUUCUGCCUCCUUUGACUGACCUGUCUACUUUUAUCUGCAUCCAUAUAUCUGGCUAUUGCUUCUACCGUGACGACGAGCUGUGUGCUGGCUUUGGUCUCUACAUCUUGUCUCCCACCAGCCCCCCGGUCUCGCUCACCUUUUCCUGUUCCCCUUAUACACUCACCUAUGCCCACCUGGCAGCUGUGGCCUGUGGCCUAGAGCGCUUUGGCCAGCCCCACCAGCCGGUGGUUUUCCUCACCCACUGCAACUGGAUCUUCAGCGUCCUCUGGGAGCUCCUGCCACUCUGGAAAGCCCGGGGCUUCCUCUCAUCCGACGGGGCUUCGCUACCUCAUCCAAGCUUGCUCUCCUAUAUUCUGUCUCUCACUUCCGGCUUCUCAUCCCUUCCCUUUAUCUACCGCACCUCUUAUCGGGGCUCUCUGUUUGCUGUGGCAGUGGAUAAUUUGGCCAAGCAGGGUGCCCAAGGGGGCGGGCAGUGGUGGGAUUUGCCGAAGGAUGUGCCAGCACCCAUGGUGACCCCCCAUACUAAAGGCAGGAAGCCUAACUUGCUGUCCUUACAGCUGAGCGACAGCACCUUGGCUGAUAUCAUCACCAAGCUGCAGACGGGGCAGAAAUUGCCCGGGUCGUCGCCGUUCAGUUCCGCCUUUCAUUCCCUCAGCCUCGACAAAGACACUGGCCUGCUUAUGUUCAAGGGGGAAAAGCAUCCCAGGGUCUGGGUAGUCCCAAGGCAACUUCGGAGGGAGCUGAUUUUUUCUGUGCAUGACAUCCCCUUGGGGGGGCACCAGAGGCUGGAGGAGACUUACAAGAAGUUGCGCUUGCUGGGAUGGUGGCCGGGGAUCAAGGAGCACGUGAGGGAUUAUUGCAGGAGCUGUUUGUUUUGCACUCCCCGUAAUCUCGUAGGUGGUGAGUUGAAAGUAAUUGAGUCUCCGUUGCCUCUCAAGUCAACGGCUCCCUGGUCAAGUCUGCAGAUCGAGGUGGUGGGUCCGGUCUUUGCGAGUGAGGAGGGUCAUAAGCACGUGCUCAUUGUGGCAGAUGCCAAUACCCGGUGGGUGGAGGCGUUCCCUCUGAAGCCCUAUACGCACAUGGCUGUGGCCCAGGUGCUACUGCAGCACGUGUUUGCAAGAUGGGGUGUGCCCCUAAGGCUGGAGGCAGCCCAAGGUCCCCAGUUUGCCCGGCAUGUCCUGGUGAGCUGUGGGCUGGCCCUGGGAGCCCAGGUGACCACGCUGAGUAGGACCCUCCAGUUCCCCUGUUGGAUGAGUUCCGAGGCCUACUGGGAAUUCAAGAGGGCCCUGAAGGAGUUCAUCUUCCUGCAUGGCAAAAAGUGGGCAAGCUCCCUUCCCUUACUGCACCUGGCCUUCAGGGCCUCCACCCCAGAUACCACCCCAUACCGGGUCCUGACUGGGGAUGAGACGAGGCUGACGGAGCCCUUGUGGUGGGAGCUGAGUGGUGCAAACAUUGAAGGGCUCAAGAUGGAUGGUUUCUUGCUGCGGCUGAUGCGGGAGCUCUUGGACCUCCACUGGCGGGUGGCGGAAACAGCAAGUGAAAAAGCUGAGAACAGACGUCUCAAGAGGGAGACCCAGGAGAAGGAGUGGAAUGUGGGUGACCAGGUCCUCUUGUUGUCUCUCCCCAAGAACGGCAGCAGUGCCAAAUGGGUGGGUCCCUUCUAUAUCGGGGACCGGUUGAGCCUAUCCCUCUAUCGGGUGUGGGGUUUCCCGACCCCAGAGAAGCUGGGGUGUGUCUAUCCUAGCAGUCUAAUGAAGGGCUUUGUCAACAGUGACACAGCCCUGCCCCUCAACGAGCCCCUCAACGACUUGGAGCAGUGAGGUGGAGCUCUCUGCUCCAGGGGUCCUGGGUUUCCGCUGCUAGGGCCUCCCUCUGCUCUAAGAAAUGCUCUUAGCUCUUUGGGGGCCCUCGGUUGUGCCUUUUGUGGAGAAGUUGCUUCAUAAAGCUUUGCUGAACUGCCUUGACCUUGGGAUGAAUGUCCCUAUGGAAACAUCCCCAGCUUAGGGUUUUUGGAAACCUUGCCAAAGGUUGUCAUAUGUGGGCUCUGGCAGUUUUUACACUUGGGAGCAGAAAGUCUCCUUACUAAUGUAGGCCAGGCUCACAGUCUUCCCCAAGUGACGUCUUGUCCCUUCAUACACAUGUAGGCGUAUAUUGGUGUGUGCACCCCUCCCCCCAGUAUCUUAAACCUGGUAUACUUAAUAGUGUGGAUCUGAACUUCACAGUGGGUACCACCGCUCGCUCUCAUGUGAGGGCCUCCUCUUACACUAUGGGUUUGGUGAGCCUUUGCCCUUGGAGUUUUCAGUGGCACAGACCCAUGCUGGCAGCGGAGUGGCGGGGGUGAGGUGGGGGUGUGGGUGUGGGGUGCGGGACACACACACAGCGGCUCUCCAGUCAGCUUCCUUUGCCUUCUCAGCUGUCAAGAAAGGGUUUUAGCCUUCGUGUGCCUCCAGGACGAUGGCACCUACCUGUGUAAGGGGAAGGGAGGGUGGCCUACCUCAUUUGAUUCCAGUUAAGGGAGACGACGGCCGCCCCCUGCUGUGAUGGUGAUCACCUCACAGAAAUCACCGACCUCGGUGCCAAGUGUGGCACCUCCACCAGAAGAGCUGCUUCUAUUAGGUCAAGUGGUGCCCAGGCUUUGCUUGAAGAGGAGGGCAUUGGCAUGGGUAGUUUGACACGUGGCCAGGUGCUGGGUAGCUUUUACCUCUUAUUCUUCUCAUCCCCUCCCAAAGCCUACAGCCCUCUCCUGCCCGCAUGGUCCCCAUCUCCUUAGAUGCCUUUGUGUAGAGUUCCCUUAGAGCCAGCCGCGCCGUGGGCGCUCCCGCGUGGGCGCUCCCGCCGUGGGCGCUCCCGCCGUGGGCGCUCCCGCCGUGGGCGCUCCCGCCGUGGGCGCUCCCGCCGUGGGCGCUCCCGCCGUGGGCGCUCCCGCCGUGGGCGCUCCCGCCGUGGGCGCUCCCGCCGUGGGCGUGGGCCUCUCGUAGACAUGAGUGCUUCUCACCCUUCUGCAUGUCCACACUGCUGAGCUGUCAGUCUGCAGAGGAAGGCAGCACCUUGCCACUCGGGCUCAUUUCUUCAGGAGCCAGUCCAGUUUCCCAGCGCAGCGCAGGUCGCCAGACAGGACAUCGCCGAGUGCCGGGUCCAGAGAAGUUGCCAUUGAGUCCAGCUUGUUUCACGGCAGAGGAAUGAGGGCCACAGGGGGAAAUGACUUGUCCAAAGUCAUACCGCUGGGUGGUGGCUGAGGUGGGACCCGGACGAACCUUCCUGACUUCCAGUUCAUCACGGACAGGAGUUCUAGCAACAGGUUCAAGCGGGAGAAUCCUUCCAGGUUGUGGCCCUCCAUUCCCUUGGAUGCCAUUUCCCAACUUUUCUGGAUAAAUGACCUGGAUGCUGUUCUUCAGUCAAUCCAGCGGUCAACCCUGCCCAGGAUCGAACGCUGGGCGCCGCCCGAGUCGCUGGCGGGUUAGCUGUAGAGUUUUUUAGCAGGUACUGUAUUUCCUCACCUGGGCCUCUUUUCCCCCCUCUUCGUCUAGUGUGCCAGCCUCACUCUCCCACCCCAGGGCUGUAUUCAAACCCCUCUUCCUGUCAAGUACAGUUUUUAUCAUGUGCUCUUUCAAGUGAUUUUCAUUGUAUUUUUCAAUAAAUCAGUUAAAGUGGAACC